AUGGAAGAGGAGCACCACUUCAACAAUUGGGAUUUGGGUGCUGUCAUGCGCACGGGCAACCUCCUCCACCUAUCGUCCCCACGGCAAGCCGAUAUCCCCGCUGCACUUUUGCAUCCGCAGACGCAAACACAAAAGAAGACUGUGAUGCCAACGCCAACCCAGGAGCCUGCCAAGAAGACGGAUGCAAAUGUCGGGUGGCGCUUCCCAGACCUGUGCGCCGGAACCAGGCAAGAUGAUGAUGAGCUCCUCAGGGACCUAUUAGCCACCUACCCUCCGCUUCCUCUGCCUUCACCAAGACCACCACCACCCCAACCUCAACAACAGCAACAGCUGGUGGUGACCGCUGCGGAUGUGCCGCCACCCCAUGUGUGCGCUGCUCUGGCUUCCGCUCCGGCGAGGGUGCAGACGAUUGUGUGUCCGGUGUUGGGUGGCUUGUCAAACCCCAAUAGAAGGAGGAACCAGAUGAAGAAGAUGGUCCGCCAUGUUCCCGCGGAUGGCUCAUCAUCGGACGUGUGGGCAUGGCGCAAGUACGGCCAGAAGCCCAUCAAGGGCUCUCCCUACCCAAGGGGAUACUACAGGUGUAGCAGCUUCAAGGAGUGUGCAGCGCGAAAGCAGGUGGAGCGUAGCCACUUGAAUCCCAACACCUUCAUCCUCACCUACAUCGGCGAGCAUAACCAUGCAAUGCCCACCCACCAGAGCUCGCUUGCUAGGACCACCCGCCACAAGUUUACCUCCUCGAUGGCACCGCUACCGCCGCCAUCUUUGGUUGUGGGUGGCGCCGACACCAAUGACGUGCAACACCAGCAGCCAAGCCCUAUCCUUACAUCCAUGCCAACUGUAGGACUCUCACCCACGAUGCCGAUGUGCAUGCCAUCCAUGGAGGAGGACAAUGUUGAGGACAAGGAUGAACUGCUGGUAGAGGACAUGGAGAUAGCCGGCGAGGGCGAGCUGCUGUUCCUGAACACCGAUGGUGACUAUGCGACACCACUAGAAUCGUUGUCCUCACUCUUUGAUAUGGUCAAUGAGUCCUCCUUGAGCUCCCCCUAG
Molecule: messenger RNA, 1047 nt
Organism: Panicum virgatum (switchgrass)
Lineage: Eukaryota; Viridiplantae; Streptophyta; Magnoliopsida; Poales; Poaceae
Product: probable WRKY transcription factor 27
Exons: 3
Coding region: 1-1047 (348 amino acids)
Biological process (GO): regulation of DNA-templated transcription
Cellular component (GO): nucleus
Molecular function (GO): DNA-binding transcription factor activity; transcription cis-regulatory region binding
Source: RefSeq, a predicted model, not a curated record